Messenger RNA from Danio rerio (zebrafish), 1927 nucleotides. NCBI's taxonomy places the organism in Eukaryota, Metazoa, Chordata, Actinopteri, Cypriniformes, Danionidae. The record is from RefSeq and is a predicted model, not a curated record.
AAGAGUGGGAGCGCUAGUUUCUAAAUAAAGCUUCUACGGCGAGAAAGGCGUUCAUUUACAGACGUCUGGUUUGUGUGUGCGUUUGAGCACUACUUGUGUGUUGUCCUAAUCAUUUCUCUUGCAUUGUAAUUAUUGCAGCAUAUUACAAACUAAACAAAAAUGAGUGACGCCGAGAAGGAAUUCGUGGAGCGGGUUAAGGUUGGAAGAAGAGAAAUCUGGAUGAAGUCAAAUGUCAAGUUGUUAAUGCGAAUAAUUUGAAGCUGAAUUUUCAGUGCAUGCUAAUAUUGCGGAGCAAAAGAAGUUCCCAUAUAGCAUUUUUGGGCAGUGAGAGAAAUGGGGGAAGAGGAUUGAAGUCAGAAAUGAAAUUGAGACUGAAGAAAGAAGAAAAGAUGUGUUAUGAAGUUAAGAUCAGAAGUUAUCUGGGAUAAGAUCGCAGCGCUAAGUAACUCUUAGUAUGUUUGUCCCAUGCGUGCAUGCAUCAAUCUUCUUUUGUCCAUUUUGUAUUGCAAUAGUCACUAUUCUGCAGUAGCAUGAGAGAUUUACAGCUAGAUAUUUUUCACACAUAAUCUGAUGAUGCAUUAAUUUCAAACCACUACAAAUUCUUUUCUUGUAAAAUUGUUUAAGCAUUAGUUUAUGUACAGUACUUGCAGUGAAAAGGCCACCAUCACUGCGUAUUAUCAUAGUCUUGAUUGACUUAUUUAUAUACAUUUUUAUAAUUAUAUACACACAAUUUUUGUCCCUGUGAGCCUAUUCUGUUGCCCUAACCUGACUGGGAUGUGGUUGGUUUAGGAGUCUCGUUCAGCCUCUAGGAGCGCAAGUCCUAGAGGAUCUGCCAAGUCCGGCAGUCGCUCAGCUGAACGCUCGCCUGCUCAUUCCAAAGAGAGGUCCCAUCAUUCCCGCUCAAAAUCCCGCUCGCGCUCCCGUUCCAAGACCAGGUCUCGUUCCCAUCGAAGUUCUCGAAGACAUUACAGUCGAUCACGUUCACGCUCUUAUUCUCGCCGAAGACGUUCACGCAGCCGCUCAUACAGCAGUGAAUAUCACCGCCGCCGCAGCAGUCACAGUCACUCUCCCAUGUCCAACCGCAGACGACAUAUUGGUGACCGGGCAAAUCCAGACCCAAACUGCUGCCUGGGAGUGUUCGGAUUGAGCCUGUACACCACAGAGAGAGACCUGAGGGAGGUCUUCUCUAAAUAUGGCCCUCUGAGUGAUGUGUGCAUUGUGUACGACCAGCAGUCACGGCGCUCCAGGGGUUUUGCUUUUGUCUACUUUGAGAACAGAGAAGAUUCAAAAGAGGCUAAAGAGCGUGCAAAUGGUAUGGAGCUUGAUGGCCGAAGAAUCAGGGUAGACUACUCCAUUACCAAGAGGCCACACACACCUACUCCUGGAAUAUAUAUGGGCAGACCAACAUAUGGUGGUGGGCCAAGUGUAAGCCGUCGGCGGGAUAGCUAUGAUCGAGGGUAUGAACGUGGAUAUGAUCGCUAUGAAGACAGAGACUACUACAACAACAGGAGAAGAUCCCCGUCUCCUUACUACAGCCGAGGACCGUACAGGUCAAGAUCACGCUCUCGCUCUUACUCUCCUCGUCAUUAUUGAAGUGAAGUUCAGCUCCUCUCUUGAAGAUGACUACAAUAUUGUUGAUGACGUAGAUGUUUAUUUCUGGUGGCAUGAGUCUCGAUGUACUUUUCCUUCGAUUUUCUUGCCUAAAGGUUUCAUGUGUCUUUGACUGAUCUGGAUGUUUCAUUAGUGGGAUGAAUAUUUUUGCACUGUUGUUGAGUUUUUGUUCAUUUUUUUUUUUUUUCGUUCCCGAUCUGAUGCUAAACUUGCGUUUGUUUUAUAAUAUGAUGAAGUGUUCGGCUCACAUCCCCGUAUGCUUUUUCGCAUUUUAAGCUUAGCAGUGGUCUUGCAAUAAACUGCUUUAUACCUCCCA